UAAUUCAUUCACUCAUCGCAUUUCUUCGACAAUAAAUUAUACUACUAAAACACAACUUCUAUUGACGUAAAACCGAACAAACAUCAAAAUUUGCCACAUACCUUAUUUACGACCAGUAACGUGAUAGUGUAAAUUAAAGGCAUUCACUAUUCGAUAAAAGCUGCAAUUAUGGGCAUAAAGGACUUUUACGAUGGAUGCGAUAUCUUCAUAACAGGUGGCACCGGAUUCAUGGGCAAAGUUUUGAUCGAAAAACUACUGCGAUCGUGCCCGGGAAUCAGAAACGUUUAUGUUUUAAUGAGACAUCGCAAAGACAAGUGUAUAACUGAUAGAGUCAAAGACAUGUUGGAGUUACCGCUGUUCGAUAAGAUAAAAACGGAACAUCCAGGUGUCGCAGAAAAUAAAAUAGUUCCUUUAUUUGGUGACUUGAGCGAAAUCCGACUGGGGAUGAGUGAUGACGAUUACAACAUGUUGGUCCGUAACGUUAACAUCGUUUUUCACGUAGCUGCGACGGUUCGAUUUGACGAGCCUAUUCGAGAUGCGAUCAUCAAAAACGUGAGAGGAACGCGAGAAGUCGUGGAAUUAGCUGCACAAAUGAAAAACCUCAUGGUAUUUUUACACGUGUCAACGACCUAUUGCAAUUGUAACAGAGUUUACGUGGACGAGAAAGUGUACGAAUCGCCGAUCAAUUGGCAGGACGCAAUUUUGAUUGCAGAAAAUCUAGAUCCCAAGUUAUCUGAAACGUUAACGACAAAAUUGUUGGGAUCAUUUCCGAAUACGUACACAUUCACGAAACUAUUGGCUGAGCAAAUAAUCAGCGAGAAAUCGGCCAAGUCGAAUCACAACAACAACAAUAAUAUGCCAAUGGUCAUAUUCAGACCGUCGAUAGUAAUAUCAUCGAUCGCCGAGCCCGUACUUGGAUGGAUAGAUAACGUUAAUGGACCGAUCGGCCUCAUGGUGGCGUGCGGUAAAGGCAUAACGCAGGUCACACUGGUUAAUAAUGAUUCCACCCCAGACUUUAUGGCCGUCGACGUUUCGAUCAAGGCGAUGAUCGUGGCAGCUUAUCACCGUGGGAUACACAACUCGUCGUCGGACAACCCACUGACGGUGUACAACUCAUCGUCGGUUAAGAAGUCGAUUACCAACGGCCAAAUUAUGCAAUUCGCAGUAAAGUAUUUUAUAUUGCAUCCGUUCGAUGAGAUUUUAUGGAGGCCGAGAAUUUUAAUUACGGGUUCAAAACGGCUCUUUUACUAUCUCACAAUUAUCCAACAAGUUUUACCGGCUAUGCUCAUCGAUUUCGUACUGAAGACUACCGGACAACCACAAACAACUAACUUGGUAAAUUUGCAACGAAAAAUAUAUAUAGCGACAAUGGCGUUGUCGAAUUUCACUUUGAAGACGUGGACGUUCAAAAAUGCGAAUUUCUUAAGUCUGCUCACACACAUCCCGGAAGAUGAAAAAGACGAUUUCGAUUUCGACUUCAACGAUUUAAAUGUAGAAGAUGCGUUUAUAACUUGCCUUACUGGAGCGCAAAAAUAUUUGUUCAAUACCAAUUCCAACAAAAUAACGCAAGCGAGGAAGAAAAUGAAAAAAUUGGUUUGGAUUGACAGAGUUUGGAUAACAAUAUUAUUUAUUUUUAUUGCCUACUGCUUAUAUUCAAUCAUAUCCUCGAGAUUUUGAAUAUUAUAAUAUUUAAAACGAUUUUGAAAAUAUACUUUUAGUCAUAAUGAUAUAUUAUAUAUAUAUUAUCAUAUAGUCUGUUGUGUAAUGAUUUGUAUAAGAUUUAUAAAAACAUUAAAAAAUGUAUACGAUGACUGCCAUGAUAUAAUAAAUUGUGCAAAUAAAUAUACAUCGUCAAGAUUAACUUAAAAUAGUCA
Metopolophium dirhodum (rose-grain aphid) is the source of this 1874-nucleotide messenger RNA. RefSeq names its product fatty acyl-CoA reductase 1-like. The transcript is spliced from 9 exons. Gene Ontology annotation, biological process: long-chain fatty-acyl-CoA metabolic process. Gene Ontology annotation, molecular function: alcohol-forming very long-chain fatty acyl-CoA reductase (NADP+) activity. Gene Ontology annotation, cellular component: peroxisome. The record is from RefSeq and is a predicted model, not a curated record. Bases 169 to 1677 code for a protein of 502 amino acids. Lineage: Eukaryota; Metazoa; Arthropoda; Insecta; Hemiptera; Aphididae.